This is a messenger RNA of Penicillium olsonii, 885 nucleotides long. NCBI's taxonomy places the organism in Eukaryota, Fungi, Ascomycota, Eurotiomycetes, Eurotiales, Aspergillaceae. The record is from the annotation of a GenBank genome assembly.
AUGUCGGAAACUCCCCAGAAGCCCCUCCCCUUCGUCUACCAGUUCGCCGCCGGUGCGGUGGCUGGUGUCUCAGAGAUUCUGAUCAUUCAGCUUCAGACCGGACCCGCUGUCCCCGGUGUUGACCACUACAAUGGCAUGUUCGAUUGCUUCCGCAAGAUUGUCAAGAACGAGGGUGCUUCCCGUCUAUACCGUGGUAUCUCCGCCCCCAUCCUGAUGGAGGCGCCCAAGCGUGCCACCAAGUUCGCCGCCAAUGACAGCUGGGGUGCGUUCUACCGCAACCUGUUCGGCGCUGAGAAGCAGACCCAGGGUCUGGCUACCCUGACCGGUGCCACUGCCGGUGCCACCGAGGCUUUCGUCGUCGUUCCCUUCGAGCUGGUCAAGAUUCGUCUGCAGGACAAGGCCCAGGCUCACAAGUACAACGGCAUGUUCGAUGUUGUCAAGAAGAUUGUCGCUGCUGAGGGUCCCCUCGCCAUGUACAAUGGUCUCGAGUCCACUAUGUGGCGCCAUGUCCUCUGGAACGCCGGUUACUUCGGCUGUAUCUUCCAGGUCCGCGCCCAGCUGCCCACCCCCGAGCCUGGCAACAAGAACCAGCAGACCCGUAACGACCUGAUCGCUGGUACUAUCGGUGGUAUCACCGGUACCGUCCUCAACACUCCCAUGGAUGUUGUCAAGUCUCGCAUCCAGAACACCACCAAGGUCCCCGGUCAGACCCCCAAGUACAACUGGGCCUGGCCUGGUCUCGGUACCGUGAUGAAGGAGGAGGGAUUCUCCGCCCUGUACAAGGGAUUCACUCCUAAGGUUCUCCGUCUCGGUCCCGGAGGUGGUAUCCUCCUCGUCGUCUUCACCGGUGUUAUGGACUUCUUCCGCAACAUGCGCGGCGAGUAA